CUCAGGCCGGGCCCAGUCGCUCUACGCCACCCGCCGCUAUCGGACGCGAGUGCCUGCCUCAGUGCCCAUACACCACAAACCAACACUCCGACCUUCAAUCAGAGAGAACGAGACAUCUAUAUCAGGUUGCAUCCGUAUAGGAUGUAAAUUGGUGCGGAGUGGCACACUGCACACGCCACGUGCAGCGGUCAUGGCGUCUCGGAGAUAGUGCCAGGUGGUGAUUGUGGGAGCGGGUUGCGCGGCGGUAUGCGCGUGGUGUUGGCGGCGCUGACGGCGCUGGCGGCGCGCGCGCUGGCCAGCCCGCACGAGCACCGCGCACGGCACCACGCCCCAGAACACCCCCUCCACUUCCCGGCCCCGGCGCCCCCCCAACCCUACCGCGGCCAUGGCGAAGCUGUCCGGUACAACCCCGAACUCGACACCAUACUCCCGCGCAUCGAUGAGCAGGAAACCUCAUCCAAACGCGCCAAAUUCGAAGACGCAGAAACCUCAUCUAAGAGAGCGAAAUAUGAUGAGAGAUUCUACUCAAACCAUGAACGAACUGACGACGAAGAGCCAAUGGCGGACGAACCACGUUUAGGACCAGAAGAUGAUGACCCUCUGAUUGUUCGUACUAGAAAGGGCAGAGUCAAAGGAAUAACCCUCACUGCUGCCACAGGCAAGAAAGUUGAUGCGUGGUUUGGAAUUCCCUACGCUCAGAAACCAAUUGGUGAUUUGCGGUUUAGGCACCCGAGACCUGUAGAAAACUGGGGAGAUGAGAUAUUAAACACGACAACACUGCCACAUUCGUGCGUCCAAAUUAUAGAUACAGUAUUUGGUGACUUCCCAGGAGCUAUGAUGUGGAAUCCUAAUACAGACAUGCAAGAAGACUGUCUAUAUAUUGAUAUAGUGUCACCGAGACCAAGACCCAAAAAUGCUGCUGUAAUGCUCUGGGUAUUUGGCGGAGGAUUUUAUUCAGGCACCGCAACAUUAGAUGUUUAUGAUCCAAAAAUACUUGUCUCUGAAGAAAACGUUGUGUAUGUAUCCAUGCAGUACAGAGUUGCAUCACUUGGAUUUCUAUUUUUUGACACGCCAGAUGUACCUGGUAAUGCUGGUCUGUUUGACCAAAUCAUGGCAUUACAAUGGGUUAAAGAUAAUAUAGCAUAUUUUGGUGGAAAUCCCAAUAACGUUACACUAUUCGGAGAAUCUGCAGGAGCAGUAUCAGUAUCCUUACAUUUGCUCUCACCUUUGUCAAGGAACUUAUUUUCGCAAGCUAUUCUUCAGUCAGGUGCUGCGACUGCUCCCUGGGCUAUUAUUUCUAGAGAAGAAAGCAUUUUGCGAGGAAUACGUCUUGCCGAAUCUGUUCAAUGUCCCUUCUCCAGAACUGAUAUGGGUCCUAUGAUUGAGUGCUUGAGAAAGAAAAGUGCAGUAGAGUUAGUAAAUAAUGAAUGGGGCACAUUAGGUAUUUGCGAAUUUCCAUUUGUGCCCAUAAUAGAUGGUUCAUUCUUAGAUGAGAUGCCCAAACGGUCUCUAAUUCAUCAGAACUUUAAGAAAACCAACUUGUUGAUGGGAUCUAACACUGACGAAGGCUACUAUUUCAUUCUAUAUUAUUUGACGGAGUUAUUCCCAAAAGAGGAGAAUGUGGGCAUAACUCGGGAACAAUUUGUUCAAGCGGUGAAAGAGUUGAAUCCUUAUGUUGAUGAUAUUGGUAGACAAGCUAUAACAUAUGAAUACACUGACUGGUUAAACCCAGAUGAUCCUGUUAAAAAUCGAAACGCCCUGGACAAGAUGGUGGGUGAUUAUCAUUUUACAUGUGGUGUGAAUGAGUUUGCUCACAGAUAUGCUGAGACUGGAAAUAAAGUUUAUACAUACUACUACAAGCAUCGUAGUAAGAACAAUCCGUGGCCCACUUGGACGGGCGUGAUGCAUGCAGACGAAAUCAAUUAUGUUUUCGGAGAGCCCCUGAAUCCUGGCAAGAAUUAUUCGCCUGAGGAAGUGGAGUUUAGCAGACGGCUCAUGAGAUAUUGGGCAAAUUUUGCAAGGACAGGAAACCCAUCCUUGAAUCCCAACGGCGAGAUGACGAAAGUACACUGGCCGAUGCACACGGCAGUCGGGCGAGAGUACUUGACCUUAGCUCUGAACUCCACCGAAGUCGGCCACGGACUGCGCGUUAAGCAGUGCGCAUUUUGGCAGAAGUACCUGCCGCAACUCAUGGCUGCAUCACACAAGCCGCCACCGCCAGCAAACUGCACGAACAGCGCUCCGUCGUCCAGCCAAAUCCCACACGAUAUAAUGGGGAUCUUCCUCAUCACCUCGUCAAUCAUCAGUUCAUACGGCUUCAUUCCGACCUUGUUCAAUCUCGUAUAAAUCUAUACCACUAGUGUGAGACUCUGUUCGAUAGUGGCAUUGCUUGGAAUUAUAUAAUUAAACGACUUCCAUAAAAUCUGACAAGAUGAUUAGUAAAAAAAAAAAAUAAGAAAUACCUAAUUAGAAAAAGUAUCGCACGAAUAAAAA
Molecule: messenger RNA, 2493 nt
Organism: Plodia interpunctella (Indianmeal moth)
Lineage: Eukaryota; Metazoa; Arthropoda; Insecta; Lepidoptera; Pyralidae
Gene: ace1
Product: acetylcholinesterase-like
Exons: 5
Coding region: 247-2346 (699 amino acids)
Biological process (GO): choline metabolic process; acetylcholine catabolic process
Cellular component (GO): plasma membrane
Molecular function (GO): acetylcholinesterase activity
Source: RefSeq, a predicted model, not a curated record